Vombatus ursinus (common wombat) is the source of this 741-nucleotide messenger RNA. It is a transcript of the gene CATSPERQ, whose product is annotated as transmembrane protein 249. The transcript has 6 exons. Lineage: Eukaryota; Metazoa; Chordata; Mammalia; Diprotodontia; Vombatidae. The coding region runs from base 1 to 741 and encodes 246 amino acids. The record is from RefSeq and is a predicted model, not a curated record.
AUGAACAGCCUCUUCUUUAAGUCCCCCAAGACCAUCCGUAUCCCUGGCAGCAGCACUGUGGGCAAUGGCUUUGAGUUGUGGGACAUUGGCUACUUCAGCACUGAGCGCAAUCUUGCCAAGAAGCUCAAGAAAAAUCCUUUUUAUCCCUUCUUUCGGCAGCAGGCUAAUGUGUAUGUGUUAGAAUACUACCAGGACACCUUGUGGAAGGGGAUUCUGCUUUUUUUGAUCUGCAUUGUACUCACAAGUCUUGGGAUGUUCAGGAAGGUGCACAAUCAGGAGACAUGGGGUUUCCCUGCUUACGGGGUUGGCAUUGGUUUGUGGCUCGCAAUCUCAUCAUUGCCGAGGCGCCGCCUAGUCUUGAACCAUACUCGUGGGAUGUACCACUUCUCCAUCCACGGCCGCACUGUCUGUCAAGGGCCCUUGCACCGCAUCUACAUCCGCCUUGCCCUUCGAUCUGAUGCCUACGGCAGGUGCUUCUUCCAGUUGGUCCUCUGUGGUUACAAGCUGGAGCCGCUGGUACUGGUUAAGCUGUCAGAGCACUAUGAGCAACUGGAAUUCCUGGGUCGCCAUAUUGCUCGUAAACUGAACAUCAACUACUUUGACUGCAUGGCUGUGUCCUACCGCCAUGUUGUCCGCCACUGGCCAUUGGGAUCUGUAUACAGCCCUGGAAUUAUUCCCCGCCAAAAGUUUUCCUAUGUACCCCGGCAUAGCCUUUAUCAGGAAGACAAUGUGAUGGCCUGA